Molecule: messenger RNA, 1784 nt
Organism: Osmerus eperlanus (European smelt)
Lineage: Eukaryota; Metazoa; Chordata; Actinopteri; Osmeriformes; Osmeridae
Gene: irx4b
Product: iroquois homeobox 4b
Exons: 6
Coding region: 336-1784 (482 amino acids)
Biological process (GO): regulation of transcription by RNA polymerase II; neuron differentiation; cell development
Cellular component (GO): nucleus
Molecular function (GO): RNA polymerase II cis-regulatory region sequence-specific DNA binding; DNA-binding transcription factor activity, RNA polymerase II-specific
Source: RefSeq, a predicted model, not a curated record
CACGGUGCACCUGCAACAAGACUGGAUCAUAAUCUGCCCGGUCCCUUCUCAAAAUUCACUACAAACACUCAAAACACAAGAACCCAGCUGUUUGACGUUGGAUUUACUGAUCCUGAAUUACUGAAAGUGGAACUAAUUCAUAAUUUUAGCAUUUUAAGCCUGGCUGUCCUGCGGAGGUAAAGUUCAGUGACUGCAUUCUUGGUGGACAUUUCUUUUGAUAUGUAUGAAGGUUUCACUGACUUACCUGAUUAAUCGAAUUAGAUCAGAACGGGGACAGUCCGCUUUGGCGCACGGAUGUCUGUCGGAGUAGCAGCGUGUGCGCGGUUGAUUCUCUGAUGUCAUUAACUCCCAUGGCUUACCCACCGCUAGGAUACCCGUACUCACCUAGACACCAGUUCUUGAUGACCUCGAGCUCACUGGCCAGCUGUCUUGAGCCCAGUGGAAGGUCUGUCGUGGACAGCCUGUCAGCCCCCUCUCAUUCGCCCCACAGUUGUCCGGUUUACUCGAGCAGAGUUCUUAGUUCUCCAGGGCACGAGCUGACUCCCCCCGCCGGUAUCGGUGUCUACAGUGGCGCCUAUAAAAGCCAAGGGUAUUACAGCACGUGCGCCAGCGACGCCACAGCCCUCUAUUCCAGGGGAACACUUGACUCCAAAGACGGAGCUGGGCCAGCCCACGUGGGCCCACAGGCCCCUGCAUAUUACCCCUACGACUAUGCGUUUGGACAAUAUCCGUACGACAGAUACGGGUAUGCAAGUGCGGACGGAGCAUCACGUCGUAAGAACGCGACCCGGGAGACCACGAGCACUCUGAAGGCCUGGCUGCAGGAGCACCAGAAGAACCCGUACCCCACCAAGGGGGAGAAGAUCAUGCUGGCCAUCAUCACCAAGAUGACACUGACACAGGUGUCUACCUGGUUUGCAAAUGCGCGCAGGAGACUAAAGAAAGAGAACAAGGUGACUUGGUCCCCGCGUGCUAAUAAAGGUUCAGAUGACCGAGGCCUUGAUGACGACAGCGAUGGCGGAGAGGAGUCUAUGGAGGAACAGCCAAUGAAAAGCCUUGCCGAUGAAGGGCAGCGUUCGGAUCUCCAGCAGCGUGAUCUGGAGGACUUUGAUCUGCUUGAAUCAGACUGUUCUGAUGGAGAACUGAAACAGCAGUUUGACACAAAGAGCAUUUCCAUACAAACAGGCCGCCCAUCAGACUCUUGUCAUAGGCCUUGUUCUCACACCACAGACACAUUUCAGAGAAUCGAAAGCUUGUCUACAAACGCUCCAAAACUGCCCCCAGAGCAAACCCCACCAGAUAUAGACAGCAAACCAAAAAUCUGGUCAAUCGCGCAAACUGCAGUUUCUUUCAAUUCCGCUAUUCAACCUGAGUAUCUUUCCUGCAUGCUGUUGUCCACCGGAGCCUCCCUCCCGGGCUAUCUGUCAGACGUGGGGCCUAACCCUAACCCUAGAGACCAGGGCUAUCUGUCAGACGUGGGGCCUAACCCUAACCCUAGAGACCAGGGAUAUCUGUCAGACGUGGGGCCUAACCCUAACCCUAGAGACCAGGGCUAUCCAUCAGAAAUGGGGCUGGCUGCGUCUCAUAGAGACCAGGGCUCUCCGGUCACAACGCUCAGAGAAUGGGUUGAUGGAGUUUUCCAUGACCCCCCACUGUUCCAUCCACGACCGCUGAACCAGACGGCCUCCAAGCAAACCACGGCAUGGAAACGGUUAAACGGAUCCUCAAUGGAAACUCAGGGACGUUUGUUUGAACACAUUGCCUCCUCUCUACAGCACGUCUAG